AUGAUCACUGCCGCUCAAUCACAAAGCUCGGAGACCGACAAGUCCAAACUCACAUUCAUGGUCGGCGACUGCACGCAGCCAUUACAUCUCGACAGUGGGCCCUCCGACAUUGUUCUAGGCGCCUGGCUUCUCAACUACGCCGGCACGCCCACCGAGAUGACAAAUAUGUACACCAACAUCGCCAGCAACCUCAAACCGGGCGGUCAUUUUGUCGGUAUCACGCCGCAUGCAGCACACGAUCUUGAUGAUUUUGCUGACAUGUUCGACCCGAGAAGGUCCAGCAGCUCGAGCCCAACGCACAAAUCAGACAAGUACGGCCUCAGUGUAGCGUACACGGCAAAAGUGGUCAAUGGGUACCGUACGCGAGUCACAGCCCAUGUCCAGCCCAAGGAGAUUUUAGAGCUUCCAUCUUGA
Molecule: messenger RNA, 414 nt
Organism: Exophiala viscosa
Lineage: Eukaryota; Fungi; Ascomycota; Eurotiomycetes; Chaetothyriales; Herpotrichiellaceae
Exons: 1
Coding region: 1-414 (137 amino acids)
Source: RefSeq, a predicted model, not a curated record